CGUGUCCGCUUCGACUCCCAUGAUGGAUCUCGUAGUCGAGAAUUCGAAUUCGGCCCUAGCCCAAACGAGUAGUACUCUAGGCCCGACACCCCUCAAAUCAUGGUGACCGACUUAGACGGCGAUGUCCUAAUGCAAGACGCGCCACCACUUCCAAGGCAGAACCCCUCCCUCUCCUCCUCAUCAUCGUCAUCGUCAUGCCCCCCUUCAUCGUCAUCACAUUUCCCAAGCCUCGUCCGCCUCCCCAUCCGCCGGCGCCGAGACCCCUUCCUCGAGCAGUUCAUCCCCUACGACAACCCGGCCGUCUUCGACGUGCAGCCCGCGGCCUGGCACAAGCGGCUCCACGGCGUCUUCCUCUUUCGGUACACGGACUUCCGCGGCUGGCCCGCCAUCAUGCCAACGGCGGACGAGAGGCGGAUCCGGGAGUACUUUGCGCGUCUGGGCGACGGUGAUGAAGGACAGGAGGGGAGAGGAAAAAGAAAAGCCGAAGGACGAGGAGGAAGGGAAGGAGAGGGAGUUGACCCGCUGCUCCUCGAGGCCCGCACGUGGUGCUGCUGGGCCCAGGGGUUCUCGUACCUCGAGCCCGAGAUCCGCUGGGUGCUCACGCUCGUUUAUGACCUCGUCGGCGUGCUGAUCGCGAAGCAGAAGAGAGCGGCGGUGAAUAGUCGGCGAGCACGAGUACCCGUUGGGGACUACCGGGGUGGUGGUCCGAGUAACGGUUUUAACAAUAAUAGCAAUAGUAUUGGCAAUAGUAGUGGUAGUGGUAGUGGCAUUGGCGGUAUUGGUAGUAUUGGUGGGUCGACUUGGAAUUGGAGUGGGCUCGAGGAGGGAAGAAGAGGAGGAGGAGGGAGAGGAUCGGAAAACGCGAAAAAUCCUGGUCGCUUGUUCUGGAGCGGCCGGUAUUAUCUUUAUAGUCUGAUGGCGGUCGUGAGGGACCUCAAGGAGGAGUUUAGGGUCCAGGACUUGGUUAUCCCUCGUUUUAUGUGGUUUGCGGAGGGGUAAGAUGGACUACGCUAC
This is a messenger RNA of Hypoxylon fragiforme, 1014 nucleotides long. RefSeq lists its product as uncharacterized. Bases 100 to 999 code for a protein of 299 amino acids. The transcript has a single exon. The record is from RefSeq and is a predicted model, not a curated record. NCBI's taxonomy places the organism in Eukaryota, Fungi, Ascomycota, Sordariomycetes, Xylariales, Hypoxylaceae.